Molecule: messenger RNA, 1176 nt
Organism: Purpureocillium lilacinum
Lineage: Eukaryota; Fungi; Ascomycota; Sordariomycetes; Hypocreales; Ophiocordycipitaceae
Source: RefSeq, a predicted model, not a curated record
AUGGAGCGUAAAGCCAAAUGCGACCCUGGUAUACCAUCUUGCGCCCCGUGCCAGAAUACGAACUCAAUUUGCGAGUAUACCGAUUCGCGGACCAAGCAGUCCUACCCCAGAGUGUACAUCGAUGAACUUGAGGAGCGUGUCGCUCAUCUCCAGGCCAAGAUCGAACAGCUGGGUCGGACUGCCACGGAGGAUUCCCAGAAUGGCACCCCAAAUGAAUUAUCCGCUAGGCCUGGUAAUGAGACAAGUAUUGACCGACCGCAUCCAGACUUGGUCCAUCUGGAAGCAGGCGGUGAUGCACAUUUCCUUGGGACGUCAAGCGGGAUGUAUCUCGCUCGAUCCGUAUUAGAAUCCGCGGGUCAGGGUCGUAUAGACUUCACUGCUGGCGAGUCCCGCAGCCUGUCGGAAGAUUCGCAGCAGGGAGCCGAUGGGGACCUUGCGAGUGACUCUGACCUUCACCAUGGCCAUUACCCGCUGCCUCCAAGAGCAACCGUUGAGGGCCUCGUAGAGGUCUUCUUCGCCCAACUUCAGAUUCAGUACCCAAUCCUCGCCCCUGAAGAGUUCAACGAAGCAGUAUCACAACUUUACGACCAGCACGAAUCAGGGCAGCGUCACGCCGAAGAUCCUUUCACGGCUUUCAUGCUAAGCAUGGUUCUUUCUAUCGCCCUCCUCCUAGUUUUACACAAGAGUGCUCAGUCGCGCACGAUGUCAGAGGGCUACAGACUACAUGCCAUGUCACAGCUCAGCUCAAUCAUGCAAAUCAGGCACUACCGCACUCUUCAAUGCCUGCUACUUCUCUUGCUAUCAUCAAUUCUCAACUCCAAGUCUGCGCCGAUGUGGUACAUUUCUGGUCUCUACUUUGUGCGGUCCGACGAGCCUUGGCAAGAUUCACGGCAUCAGCAAGCGUUCAGUGCCGCUAACGAGACGUUUACCCUCGGCUAUAUGUUGGCAGAUGACGACGCCUGGCAAGAGGCUGGCGACGUAGAGGCGAGCCAGAUAUACGUUGGGGGCUUUGAUCACAUUCCGCUUGGCCUCGACUCGUUUGGGCUUGACUUCCCGGCACCCAUGGCGGUGCCAAUGGAUACAGCGAUCACAGACAGCGUGUUGAACUUUUUGGAGCCAGUGGACUUCUCGGAUUGCGGGAACCAGGCGAGUCAAGACGACCCGCCAACAAAUUAG